Nicotiana tabacum (common tobacco) is the source of this 1194-nucleotide messenger RNA. Lineage: Eukaryota; Viridiplantae; Streptophyta; Magnoliopsida; Solanales; Solanaceae. The record is from RefSeq and is a predicted model, not a curated record.
AUGAAUCAAAACGCUCAAUAUGGUAACACAUACAAUCUGAACUGGAGGAAUCAUCCUAACUUCUCUUGGGGUGGAAAUCAGAAUAUCAGGCCUCAAGCUAAUUACAAUCAGCCACCUAAACCCCCGCAACAAUCAAAAGAGAGUUUGAAUGACAUGAUAAAAAAGCUCUUGCUAGACAAUCAGAAAGUUAUGGCUGAGAAUCAGCAAUUGUGCACAGAGUUCAGAAAUCUAGAGAGGCAGUUUGGGAAAAUGGCUAACAAUCAGAAUAUUAGACCUGUUAGAGCUCUCCCAAGUGAUACAGAGAAAAAUCCUCAAGUCAAUGCAGUGACGUUGAGAAAUGGUAGAGAGUUAGUAGAAGUGCCUAAAAAGAAAAAUGAGCAGUCUGGGCUCGAUAAAGAAAGAGUGCCAAAACCUGUAGAGGUAGAUGAGAGAAACAAAAUAGAGUCUGAGCAAAUAUCAAAGAGGGUUCCACCUCCUUUUCCUCAAAGACUGAGAAAGAAGAAUGAUAACCAUAUGCUUCACAAAUUUUUAGAUAUACUAAAGCAGAUACGCUUGAACAUCCCUUUAGUGGACAUGCUCCGUGAGGUCCCAAAAUAUACAAAAUAUAUUAAGGAUAUAGUGGCAAAUAAGAGGAGGUUAACUGAAUUUGAGACUGUCGCACUUGCUGAGGAGUGCACUUCCAAGAUUCAACAUAAGCUUCCACAAAAGCUUAAGGAUCCUGGAGCUCUGAGACCCACCACGGUGCUGCUACAUUUAGCUAACAGAUCUUAUGUUUAUCAUGAGGGGGAAAUUGAGGACGUCUUGCUGCAGAUUGGGAAGUUUAUUUUCCCUAUAGAUUUUAUCAUCCUGGACUACGAGGCUGAUGAGUUAGUUCCUAUCAUCUUGGGACGACCUCUUUUGGCCACUAGAGAUGCCAUUAUCAAAAUCCGAGAAGGUAAGAUAAUCCUGAGGGUGGAAAAUAAAGAAGCGGUCUUCAAUGUAUAUCGAGCCACUCAAUUGCCUCGUCAUUACGAGGACAUGGCCGUGAUUUCUGUGGUGGAGAUAAAUGAACUAGUCGUAGAGCCAAGUGCAUUUAAAGAAGAUGCACUAGAAAAGGCAUUGAUGUUGUUCAAUCACUUGGAACUGGAAGAAGAGGUUGAGGAGAUGUUACAAAUUCUGGAUGCAUCUUGUGAAUAUAUAAGAGAAAGAUCCUAG